Molecule: messenger RNA, 1997 nt
Organism: Acanthaster planci (crown-of-thorns starfish)
Lineage: Eukaryota; Metazoa; Echinodermata; Asteroidea; Valvatida; Acanthasteridae
Product: nucleoside diphosphate kinase A1-like
Biological process (GO): GTP biosynthetic process; UTP biosynthetic process; CTP biosynthetic process
Molecular function (GO): nucleoside diphosphate kinase activity
Source: RefSeq, a predicted model, not a curated record
GCUGUGUAUAUUUUUCUAUUUAACAUACGCAUAUAAAUAAAGCACUCUAUUAUCCCAAAUAGAUCUCUUUUGCCCAAACUGUACCUUGUGUUUGCUGUUACUCCAUUUUAUGUGUGAACAUAAUCACCACGUGAUCAGAUAAAAAGGAUUUUUAAAUGUCUGGUUUCCGACUCGAAUAACAUGCGUGAAAAACAAAUGGGCUACUGAGACGGAGCUUAGACUAAGGAAGUUCUCUUGCAAGUUGCCGGCUGCCGGUCGUCCACAUGAUCGCCACUGUCCUCGCUUUUUUCUCGUUUAUUUACCGCACCAAGAUGACAGACGCGAAGAAGGAGCGCAGCUUUAUCAUGGUUAAGCCCGAUGGCGUGUCGCGGGGCCUGAUUGCUGAGAUCAUCAAGCGAUUUGAGCAGAAGGGCUUCACAUUGGUGGCUGCCAAACUCGUAAAGGCCUCGCCGGAGCUUGUCCAGCAGCACUACUACGACCUCAGGGAGAAGAAGUUCUACAAGGGACUGUGUGCCUUCAUGUCCAGUGGUCCAGUCUUCCCCAUGGUGUGGGAGGGCAAAGGCGUGGUGGCUACCGGCCGUACCAUGCUGGGGGAAACAGACCCUGCCAAUUCCAAGCCAGGUUCCAUCCGCGGCGACUUCUGUAUCGACAUUGGCCGCAACAUCAUCCACGGCUCAGACUCCGUGGAGACGGCCAAGAAGGAGAUAGCUUUGUGGUUCAAGGAGGAGGAGUUGGUUGACUGGACCCCUGCUGCCUACAGCUUUGUCUAUGAAUAAGUGUAGCAUGAGUGGCAUUCAGAGAGCAUUGAUGUAAAUUGCCCUCGGUACCAAAUAGGAGUUUUUACAGCUUUGCAGUUUUGAAAGAUAGGAUUGUCACUUUGUGUGAUAGAGAAAUCAGCGUGGUUCCAAAAUUCUCUCCAACUCAGCAUUUUUACUAGUGAGUCAGGGUCUGUGACUAAUUCAGGUUAGCAUUGGGUCUUUACAGUCAUUUGUAGCAUUUUGAUUAGAUGUUCAGGUCAAACCUAGCCAUCUGAUUGGGCAUGUUAUCUGUGGAAUCACAAAGUCAUAGUCAUAAUCAAACCUCAUCCUGUUAAUGUCCAUCUUUUAGUGUCAGAUUAUUACAAUUUAGCACAUGUACCCUUCUCACACAAGUGUAUGUAAAUGCAUGUUAUACGAGAUACAAGUACCCCAAAUGUUGCACCUUCAUGUCACGCCAGUUGAACUUAUUUAAAAGGUUACAAUUUGACAAUAAUUUGACAAACAUGUAUGCAUCACUAAGUCCUUAGGGGGGCCAUCAUAGUCUAGGUACAGCAUAACAUUGGAAAAAGUGGAACAGUUCAGUUGUUGUGUGCAAUAGUUACACAUUAUUUUGUAAGGUGAAAGAUUAUGGAUCAUGUUCCAGCUUGUAGUGUGCCUAAUGUGCAUGUUCAUGGUAGCACAGUUGCUAUUUCGCUUCCUCCGUGUAGUUUGCAUAAAAUCACUUUUUGUUUUCAACUUUCCACAAAACAAAAGCUUCCAGUUAUCUUGUGUUCAAGAUUUUACAUGUAUAGGUAAUAACUGAACAAUACAUGUACCUUGUUUGCAUACUAACCAUGUGAAAUGGGCCAGCUGUGCCCAAGGCUAAGUGGGAAUUAAAAGUACAUGUGGUCAUGCUCAAGCACCAGUCAAAGAUCAAAAUAUACAAAUGUGUACUUCAAAAGCUUGGAAUAUGCGCUAUGUGGAGCCAAUUUCCAGUUCCAUUUAUUCCUCAAUUCCAAGCUUACAUAAGUAAUCAAAUAACUUACAAAAACUUGUACACUUUUCCAUUUUUGAAUAAUUAAAAUCAGCCUUUAAUAAUACACAAUUUGCAUAAAACCAGAACUGUGACUAACUUAUUUCAGUGUCAGCUACUUAAUGGUGAUCAUGGAUUAGUUCAGCCAGAGAUGCUUUCACAGGGUGAUGGUAUUUAUCAUGUCAAAAGGUGAUUUGCACAAUAAAGAUGUUGUGUUGUGAUCUGAA